AUGGAUCUGGCGCUGGAGGAGCCAGCGGCGACCGGGACGUCGAUUGCCGACCCAGUGUGGGCCUGUCCGCUCUGCUUGCGGGACAAGUCGGAUCUCGAUUUUGUGUCGCGGCUGCAGCACCUCAAGGUCUGCGCAGGACGGAAGGGCAUUUCUCCGCUCGGCGUCCGCGCGUUGGUGGCGGCAAACAACCGCAAGCGGGCACGCGACGAGAGUGGCGAUGCGAGCCAAGCUGACGAAGCGCCGCUGGUCCAGACUCGCCUUGCUGCCAAGCGACGCAAGGGAUCUGAGCAGGCGUUUGAGGCCAUUGCAGCUCGCAAGGCGGCGGCCAAGGCGGCGCGGGUCCAGCGAUCGCGGGUCGGUAAGACGCCCAAGUCUGCCUUUGAAGCCGACACACUAGCGGCCAUGGCGCUCUCCAACUCACUCAACGGCGACAAGCACAUGGACACUCUCAUCCGCAAGCCUGCUGAUGCCCGCGAGUACAUCACUGCCGUCUCGCCGCAUGGCGCGUCGGUAGUGGCGAGUGUUCUGGCGGCGGGCGGGUCGCCGUCGCCGUCACCGUCGUCGACGACGGCGGCACUUGCAGCGUCGGUCCUAUCGCGCCCGCCGGCGCACCCAGUUGCCGCUACCUCGCCGUCGUCAUGGACGCUUGCGGCAGCGGCCCAAGCGCCGGCUGCCGCGUACUACACCGAGCGCAUCCGCUCGUCGGCGAGGCCGGCCGCAGCGAAUGAUCCCCCAGAGUCGGAGACCGACGCGCUUGACGCGCUCUGCGCGGCGGCUAGCAGCGAAAGCGACGACGAAGUCGACGCAGGCUACACUGCCGCAGAGAGUGUGACCGCGCUUGAUGCGCUGUAUGCCCGGCGGAUGACCCAUCUCAACGCCAGCAUCGAGGCUGCGCGCGCCCAGCUCCGCAAGCUCCAAGCCCAGCAGGAUGACGAGGGCGAGCAGUAUCGGGCAGCGCGGACGGCGCUGGCAUCGAAGACGCCAGUUGAUUCAUUCCCGGCACCGCGAACCGAGUCUGAGUCUCAGCCUCAGCCUCAGCCUGUGGUAGUCGACGUCCCGACGGCAAUGGUGACGCCGGCGCGAAGUGCGGUGCCGGCGCGGUUGGGACGGACGCCGCAGAUUGCCACACCGCGGUCGCCAUUUGAUGGCGAGCCUGAUUUCGAAGCGUACUCGGACAAGGAUCUGGUGGCCUUUCUGCGGAAGCAUGGCAUGGCGCGGGCGUCCAGGCGGGCGAUGCUGACCUCGGCACGCGAGAUCUGGCGCGCACUGAAUGUGCCGCGGUUCAACGAGCGCAUGGUGCAAAAGGCGCGCAAUGCGGUGCGCGCCGCCGCUGUUGUCGGUGAUGAUGAAUGCGCGCCGCCAGUACAACCAGCUGUCCUCACCGCUGCUGACCAGAUGGCCAGCCUUGAGCCACUGGUGGUUGCUGCCGUCUCCGGCAGCCACGAGCUCGCCGAGACCGUGGCGCGGCUCCAACCGCUUGGUCUCUCUGCAGUUGUCAACGCAGUCCGAGCUGCUGCCGCCGCGCAGCCCGGAUCGGCCAAUCCGCUCGAGGGCAUUUCAGCUGCCGCUCUUCGCCGUACGGUUGCUGCUGUUCUCGUCACAAAGUGCGUUCUCUUUGCCGACGAGCACAAGCCAUCGGGUCGUCGACACAAGCAGCGCAAGUCGGCUUCCUCCCGCUCAUCGGCAUCCCGACGUCAGUAGCCCGAUAGUGGCCUACCGGCUUCCCUGUACUGGAAACGUUACCAUAGAUAUCACA
Thecamonas trahens ATCC 50062 is the source of this 1756-nucleotide messenger RNA. RefSeq lists its product as uncharacterized. The coding region runs from base 1 to 1701 and encodes 566 amino acids. NCBI's taxonomy places the organism in Eukaryota, Apusomonadida, Apusomonadidae. The record is from RefSeq and is a predicted model, not a curated record. The transcript has a single exon.